Messenger RNA from Trichoderma harzianum CBS 226.95, 1128 nucleotides. RefSeq lists its product as hypothetical. The transcript is spliced from 5 exons. The coding region runs from base 1 to 1128 and encodes 375 amino acids. Gene Ontology annotation, molecular function: methyltransferase activity. NCBI's taxonomy places the organism in Eukaryota, Fungi, Ascomycota, Sordariomycetes, Hypocreales, Hypocreaceae. The record is from RefSeq and is a predicted model, not a curated record.
AUGGGGAGCCCUACAGGGAGCAAGAGAUCCAGCCGGAGUGAUUCCCUGGUUGGGCCUGCUCCUCGAUCGAGCCCUGUCGGCAAGUCAAGCCCUGCUGGAAAUUUAGAGCCUGAGGCGGAGAAUCUGGGGCACUUACACGGCAAUGCCGUCAUCGAGCCUGGUGGCAGUGAUGAGGAUGGCGAAUUUUCACCUAGUGAAUAUGAUGCCGAGUCCAUCAACGACCAAUCCGACUCUACGUCUUUAGGAUCCAGCAUUUAUGACCAUAGUUAUGUCAAUGGCCGACGGUAUCACCGUUACCGACACGGCAGAUACCCGAUCCCUAAUGAUGAGGCGGAACAGAACCGCGAGGACAUGCUGCACACGAUGAUGCUGGAGGCCACAGACGGCAAGCUAUUCUACGCCCCGAUCGGGGACCAUCCGCAGAAGAUUAUUGAUCUUGGUACCGGCACCGGAUUAUGGGCUAUUGAGAUGGGCGACAGAUAUCCAGGCGCUGAGGUUCUAGGACUCGACUUGAGUCCUAUCCAACCUACCUGGGUGCCUGCCAAUGUCACAUUUCUCGUCGACGAUGUCGAAGCAGACUGGCUCAACGGUGACAACUGGGACUUUGUGCACCUACGCAACAUGAUACCCGUCAUGAAAUCACCCGUUGGUCUGCUCAAGCAAGCAUACGACCAUAUGAAGCCAGGUGGUUGGGUCGAGCUACAAGACGUUGAUGGAGAUGUACACUCUGACGACAACACGAUCCCAGACGACUGGCCUCUCAAGAAAUUCACUGAGUACAUGCUUGAGGCGUUUGCAAAAUUUGGUACAAAUGCCCACGCCGCUGUCUUUGGGAGGCAGUACUUGGCUGAGGCAGGCUUUGUCAACAUCCAACACAAUUAUAUCAAGCUCCCCUAUGGCACAUGGCCGAAAGACAAGGUUAAGCGUCUCGUUGGUAUGUAUUAUCGCACAGCCUGCGAAGACUUCUUCCCAGCGGUGGGAGCUAUUCAUUUCCCCAUGCUCGGAUGGGAAAAGGCAGAAAUGGAAAUCUUCUUCAUGCAGUGUCGUCAGGCUAUGCGUGACCCCAAAGUCCACGCGUACGGCAAGAUGCAUUUCUGGAGCGGCCAGAAGCCCUAUGAUGCGGAGUGA